ACUCGGAGGCAACUGCGAGGGCCGCGCGCCGAGCUGAUUUUGUUCCCCUUCGCCCUGCCUGGUGUGAAAGAGGCUCAGUCUGCGGACCACCCUCCUCCAGAGAGGAGAUAUGUACUACUGUCUUUGGAUGGAAAUUGAUAAGGAAUGUAUUUGACACAGCAUAUUUUUCUUCUGUUGGGACUUUCACUUAUAACACGGUACCUGUAAAAAUGGCAGCACAAAAAAGAAAAUCUGUCCUAGUAGAACCCCCUGCUAAACAGAGAAAGCUGGAUAGGAAUAGCAAAUUGGUUGCAACUAACAAAGAAAGAAAGUUGCUUGAUGCCAAACAUGUAUCCAAUAAAAAGGAAACAUCAAGGAAAGAACUGAACAAAACAAAAAGGUCAACCACAAAUAAAACCAUUAAGAGGCCACCCGUUCAGUCUGUAUGCGCCAAACAAACACAGAAAUGCUCCAAGCUGCCUUCAGAUGAAUUAACAAAAAAACCUUGUAAAACACUAUGUGUGAAAAGAAUAUCCUUCAAAUCUUCAGUUAGAUCUACAAAAACAUCUGUGAAAUCUUCCAAAAUAAAUCAUGCUGGCUGUUUGGGCACCAGAAAGACUUCCACUAAGACAAGUUCUGGAGGGAAGGGGAGAUCCAUUGCCAUCACAAAUAAGACCUCUGUAGAAAGCAGGAGGCAAAAAUUGAAGUCAUCUAUAGGUGUUAAAAAAUGUUCUACUGAACUUCUUUGUAAUCGGCAUUCAGCACUGCAUACUGCAACUUCUCAUAAGAAUCUGAAUUCCCAAACAAAAGUAGCAAAGGAAAAUUCCAAGAAUGAUAGAAAUACUAAAACUGGUAAACUUCUGAAAAGCAGCAGUGCUAACUUAGAGGUCCAGAAAAAUACUUUCACAAACAACUCUGAUUCACAGAGCACUGUACGGACACGGGCUAACACCAGAUAUGACAAAAAACCUUGCAGAUCUGAUCACAGAAUGCAGAGUUUUACAAGGUCAACAGUUAGUAAUUCUAAUGAAAAUUCUGUCAAAAUUAAGCAAGAAAAGUUCCUCAAUUCCAGAAAAAUAAAAGAAGCAUCACUGGAGGCAGUACAGAACCUUCCUAACUUACGGCAGUGUGUUGCACAUGAUGAACAUCAAACUAGAAGAUCAUUGAGAUUGCAGAAGUUAUCUGAUGUGCCUAAAAUGGCCUUAUGUAGCAGAAAAAUUAAAGAAGGAAUUUCCUCUUCAGAGAAGCAGCAUUCCCAAAUGAAAAAACAGAUAUCACAUAUUAAAAAGGAAAAGCAGAAGUCUAUAAAACCAAACAUGGAACAAAACCCUGUGGAAAAUGAUGAAUGUAAAAAUAAAAGGAAAGAAAAAAAUAUUUUAGAGAAAAUAAGUUCUUUGAAAGAAAAACAUCAUGAAGUGGAUCCUAAACAGACUUACUUGACUACUUCUCAAGAUAAUCUCGGAGAAUCAAAAAGUAAUAUUGACAGCAGUCUUCAAGAACCUAUGAAUGAACAUGUCAAUACAAUUUCCUGCUCUGUGAAAUCAACUGACGAUAUAGUAAGUAAAGAAAAAGAGUUGAUACACAAAAAUGGAAAAAUCAGGGUAAAAGCAAAGAAAAUUUUGCUGGCAUCUCUGAGUUCAAAACCCACUCAUCAAUCAGAAGAUGUGAUGAAAUCUAGAAAGAUUAGUAUUCUUGAGCUGUGUGAAGAAAUUGCAGGUGAGAUUGAAUCAGACACAGUGGAAGUAAAAAGAGAUUCUAAUACUGAGUGUGGAAAAGAAGAAGAAAAAGAUGCAGCAGUGGAGUUGGCACAAACUGCUAUUAUUCCUGAUGAGGAAACUAAUCAGAACUUUCAACACAAGCGCUUUUUCCCCAGCAAAAAAGGAAUGUCUGUGAAAUGCAUUGUGAAUGGCAGACAUAGCACAACGAACAAGAACUCUAAGUGGACCAAAAUAAAAUUGACAAAGUCUAAUCAUGUGAACCAAAGUAUCCCAAAUUCCCUAUGUACUCUGAAAAGUGAUUUGUUAAAUUGCAGUGUUCCAGAGGGUGAGCAAGAAACAGAAAUGCACCUACCAGGAGUCCAAAGGAAACUGAUACAGUCAUGCCAAGGUAGUAACUCAUCAUAUGAGCAGAAGAAUGCAGUUUGUUUUGAAGGGUUCCAAGCUAAAGAGACAAUGCCAUGUCCUGGACAGAUCACUAUGCAGGCAACCAAAAAUGGUGCAUUGGAGGCAAAACGAAUGCUAGAGCCAGCUGCAGAUGAGGAAGUCCAGAGAAAAUUGAUACGAUCAUACCAUAGCGGUAAUUCAUCAUGUGAGCAGAACAAUGCAGUUGGUUUUGAAAGGCUCCAAGCUAAAGAGACAAAGCCAUGUCUUGGACAGGCAACCCAAAAUGGUGUAUUGGAGGCAAAGCCAGAGCCAACUCCAGAUGAGAGCUUUAAUUUACACCUGGACACAAGUCCAGAAAGUACACCAGUGAAAAUCACCAUCGACAGUGAAGCUGCACCACCUCCAGCAAAACAAGCAAAAAAAGAUACUGUAGAAAACAAACCUCAAGUUCCUGCUCCCAAGCAGUUGGUUCGGACUCUGUUCACAAAUAAAUCCUCGGAGGCAGCUGAGAGCAGGACAUGCUUGGCAAAGACAUCCUUGUCAAAAUGUGAUGGUUUCCAUUCCUCAGAAGAACAUAUUCAAAAACUAAGAGAAGCAUCAAAAGAUGGUGAUAAGCAGCUAAUCAUAGAUGCAGGGCAAAAAAGGUUUGGAGCCAUUUCCUGCAGUAUUUGUGGAAUGCUUUAUACUGCUUCAAAUCCUGAGGAUGAAACACAUCAUCUUCUUUUCCACAAUCAGUUUAUAAGUGCUGUAAAAUAUGUGGGCUGGAAAAAAGAAAGGAUUUUGGCCGAGUAUCCUGAUGGCAAGAUGAUAAUGGUACUUCCUGAUGAUCCAAAGUAUGCCCUGAGAAAGGUUGAGGAGAUUAGAGAGAUGGUAGAUAAUGAUCUUGGAUUUCAGCAAGCUCCUCUUACAUGUUCCAGAGCAAAGACACUCUUAUUUAUUUCAAAUGAUAAAAAAGUUGCUGGCUGUUUAAUUGCAGAGCAUAUUCAGUGGGGUUAUAGAGUUAUAGAAGAAAAGAUCCCAGAUGGUGGUUCUGAAAAUGAGAAGGUCAUCUUUGAAAGGCAGAAAGCUUGGUGCUGCUCAACAUCUCCUGAGCCUGCUAUAUGUGGCAUUAGUCGCAUUUGGGUAUUUAGCCUGAUGCGAAGGAAGAAAAUAGCUUCUCGAAUGUUAGAAUGCCUUAGGAGUAACUUUAUAUAUGGGUCAUAUUUGAGCAAAGAAGAAAUUGCUUUUUCCGAUCCCACUCCUGAUGGAAAACUCUUUGCGACGCAGUACUGUGGUACUAGCCAAUUUCUGGUAUACAACUUUCUCAGUGGACAGCAAUCUGCUUGAAGUGUAAAAGCUUUAGAGCAAGCUGUAACAAGAAACUGUUGUCAAUUUAUUUGCCUGGCUGCAGAUUUUGACCAAGAGAAUGGGACACUUUUAUUAGCAGCGAACUCAGGACUAGUAACAACCAAAAGGUUGUGCUUUGUAUUUUAUUACAAGUGUAAACAUUACAAAACUAGGAUAAUUUUUAAAAGAUAUUUUUAUAAACAUUUUAUGUAUUACCUAGUUUAGUCAUGUUUACAUGCAGCAGAAUUGUUCAUAGUGGACUGUCAACUAGUGCAAGAGCUGUGAUCGCCUUAAAGUAUUUUUUGAAGUUCACAAUGUAGUCAUAUACCAAGGCAGUGAAUGUUGCUUCUGAUGAUAGCUAAUGUGUAUGACAGUGAAAGCAUCAAAUGUUCAAGAAGGGCUUGCACAUCAAUAAAGGCAUUCUAUAACAGAUACAAUUACGUUUCAAUAGUUACCUUGAACUUUGCUGUUAAGAAAGAGCUAGUUCAACCUUACAAAAGAAUAGUUUCUGUGGCUUCAGCAACAGCACACUGGGUAUGGAUCUUCAUUAGUGGACUUCAUUUUGAUACUUUAAUCUGAAUCCCUCAACUUUCAGAGGGAGCAUAUAUGUUGAAUAACUAUUGUGGCCUUUCUUGACCUGUAUAUAAUGUAGAUGAAAUAAACUAUUUGAUAACCUUUAAAAUGAUGUACUAAUACUAAAUGCAUUCAAGCAUUUCCUUUGAUAUGGUUGAAUAUUAAAAGUUGAUUGAAAUACUAA
Heteronotia binoei (common prickly gecko) is the source of this 4164-nucleotide messenger RNA. RefSeq names its product establishment of sister chromatid cohesion N-acetyltransferase 1 (gene ESCO1). Gene Ontology annotation, biological process: mitotic sister chromatid cohesion. The coding region runs from base 210 to 3407 and encodes 1065 amino acids. Gene Ontology annotation, molecular function: protein-lysine-acetyltransferase activity. The transcript has 11 exons. The record is from RefSeq and is a predicted model, not a curated record. Gene Ontology annotation, cellular component: chromatin; nucleus. NCBI's taxonomy places the organism in Eukaryota, Metazoa, Chordata, Lepidosauria, Squamata, Gekkonidae.